AUGUCUAAUGAAAAUGUCACUUUCUGGGAGGCGCUGGAUGAAAAUUGUACAGUAUACUCACAAUUUUAUCCGGAUCCAUCACUGAGUCCUUAUGCAACAAUUCCAUUUGCUAUUGUCUAUGUUUGUAUCUUCAUUCUGGGUCUUGUUGGAAAUGCAACUGUUAUUUUUGUUACCUGUAACAAUGAAGCACUUCUGGUUAGUUCAUUUUUCACAUUUCAGAACGUUCAGAAUUUUUAUUUUCAUUUUUAGACAGUUCAAAAUAUAUUCAUUCUGAAUCUGGCGGCUAGCGAUAUCAUGAUGUGUAUUCUAUCAGUUCCCAUAACCCCAAUAACAAAUGUUGCAAAAAACUGGUACUUCGGAAACAUGCUCUGUCAUCUAAUACCGUGUAUUCAAGGUAAGCUCAAAAAAACUGUAUCAUAUAAGAAACAUGAUACAAGAAUCGAAGUUGUUCUCAAACAAACAUCUUUGGGAAAAUCGAAACACUAACCUAAGGGAUUCUUUAUCAUUUUUCCAAAAUUCCUCUAACUUUUGAGAUAUAAUGCAAUCCUGGUUGUCUUUUUACUUCAAGUGUUCAACCUGGUUUCUUGAAUAAAGUGUAAUUUUGGAAAAUCAUACAAGGCAUUCAACUGAAAAGUUUUUUAAUGAUUUGAAAACGAGACUGAAAAACAACAGAAUCACGCAAUAACACCUUCUAAAAUCUCAAAAAUCAAAAACAAUUUUUUAUUAGCAUUUUGAAACUUGUUUCCGCCACCCUGCUAACUUACUCACUCACGGUUUCAAACACACAAGUACAUAUAACAAAAACUAAGAUCACACCGGAAACCCCUUUUUAAGUAAAACGCAUCGAAUCAUUCAUAAUUCGAUUUAAGCCAAAAACUUUCUUAUUUUUGGCCGACACGCGUAGGUGUUCAAUUUUUUCAGGCAUCAGUACAUUUGUGUGCACUUUUAGUCUCACAGCAAUUGCAAUCGAUCGAUAUAUUUUGGUUGUUAAACCGCAUCGCACACCAUUAUCACAGAGAGGAGCACUUAUGACAACAAUUUUUAUUUGGAUCAUUUCGUGUGUGGUUACUGUACCAUAUGCCUUUAAUAUGCAAAUGGUUGAAUACAAGGUACAUAAAAAUCUGAAAAACUAUGAAUUUUUUGAUAUCCGGAAGAACUUUCAAGAAACCCAAUUUCCGGGAUGAAAAUAUUCUGAGCGUCAGACCGAAUUUGUGAUGAUGACUUUUUCCAAGAGAUCAUUUUUGGACUCGAAAAUGUCAAUUAUUCACAAUGACAAAAUGUUUUAUGUUAUGAACAAUUUCAAAGUUCAAGAACCCAAUUAUUAUUAAUAUGAUAAAAUUGAUAAUUAUGAACAUAUGUUUUGAGAUGUCCAAAAACGAAAAAAACAUAGAAUUAUUUGUUGGAAAAGAUAAUUACAAUGUUCAUUUGAAUAAAACUGAAAAAAACCCUAAAGUUUAAAGCUUUCACCGUAUUAAACAUAGAUCUUCAAAUUGAUAUCCUGUUGUUUGAAUUUGAACUACUGUUUUAGGAAGUUUAGUGCGUUUGGAAAAAUGUUGAUGUCAAGAUUUUCCCCAUAUUUCACCUCAAAUGAUUUCUGAACUUUGUCUAACUUAAAUAUGACAUGCGAUAUGACCAAAUGUUUCAUGUCACGAUAGAGUUCAAUGUUCCAUAUCUAUAUCAAAAAUAUUUUUAGGAAGAUCGAAUCUGUGGUUUCUUUUGCACAGAAAGAUGGGAAACUGCAAGACAACGGCGAAUCUAUACAUUCAUUGUUAUGUUAUCGCAAUUCGUUUUACCAUUUGCAAUAAUGGCAUUUUGUUAUUAUAACAUUUUUGCGGUUUUGAAUCGAAGAACUCAGGUAUAGCUUGAACGUAGAAUUAAAAUAGCAUACUUCCUCAUAUUUUUUCCAAAAAAAAGUGAAAUAUAAAAUAAGAUUUUAUUAUAAAUAAUUUAUGGUUUUUCUACAUGAAAGCUUGAAUUAUUUGUGAUAUUACCAAAAAAUUUACGUAAAAAAGAGGAAAUGACAAAAAAGUACUAAAUUUUUAGUCAAAAAUUCGACGAAUGGAUGAACGUUCAUUGGCAUUGGAAAAUUCUUGUGCAUUUCCAAGUCACGGAUUGGCAAAUUAUGAAAAUGAGAUGAACACAUUUUUGGAUAAACAAGAACGUGAAAAAACAAAAAUGUUGCAUCAAAAUCGAAGAACCACUUCGAUUUUGUUGACAAUGGUUAUUUGGUUUGGUGGAACUUGGUUGCCUCACAAUAUUGUUUCAUUGAUUAUUGAAUAUGAUGAUACACAUCAAUUUUUCCAAAUUUCAAAUCGUGAAGAUUGGGAUAUCAGUUAUCUCUUGAAUCUUUUUACACAUUGGUGAGUUUUGUACUUUGUACUGCUUGGAUUGAAAUUCAAGAUUUUGAAAGCGGAAGUAUCACAAAUUUAUAUGCACAUAGACAUCGAGAAUGAGAAAAAUUUCAAAUAACCUUCAAACUGAAAAUUGCAUAGAUGAUUUUUAAAAAAUUCGUUAUUCUUCGAAAAAUAAAAAAACAGUUUAGAAAAUUAUACUUAUAGAAAAAAUGAAUUUGGACAUUUUUCAAGCUCCAAAGAUUGUUUUCAGUAUUGCCAUGUCAAACUUAGUUGUAAAUCCAGUUUUAUAUGCAUGGCUCAAUCCAACAUUCCGUCAACUUGUUAUCAAACAAUUUUUUGGCGCCAAGAAGAAGUCUGAAAGGUUAGGCGAACUUUAGUUCUUUUUUGAGAAUAUUAUGAAAACUAAAUAUUUUUCAGAGCGAUCUUUGAGAAAAAAGCGAAAGUUGUUCCACCACCACGGAAAAGAUCUAUCAAGAAAGGUUUUCAAAUUUCGAAAUAAAAUUCCGAUAUGAAAAUCAUGUUUUUUUCAGACAUCGUCAUUGAGCACAGCGAAUUUGACACUUAUUUAUGA
Molecule: messenger RNA, 2925 nt
Organism: Caenorhabditis angaria
Lineage: Eukaryota; Metazoa; Nematoda; Chromadorea; Rhabditida; Rhabditidae
Source: the annotation of a GenBank genome assembly